Molecule: messenger RNA, 2504 nt
Organism: Pogonomyrmex barbatus (red harvester ant)
Lineage: Eukaryota; Metazoa; Arthropoda; Insecta; Hymenoptera; Formicidae
Gene: Vps52
Product: vacuolar protein sorting 52
Biological process (GO): retrograde transport, endosome to Golgi; Golgi to vacuole transport; endocytic recycling
Cellular component (GO): GARP complex
Molecular function (GO): syntaxin binding
Source: RefSeq, a predicted model, not a curated record
GAUCAGAAGUGAUCGAAGUAACGCUCUGUGAUGGUAGUUUCCUGGUUGCUCGGCCGCUAAAUUGCAACUGCGUGAAGUUGUCGGAUUGCUUUUAAUCACGUUGUAAUUGUAUGGAGCGGACUCAAGGAUGGCCGAAGUAGAUAUUUUUGACAGCGAUGAGGAGCAUCUACCACAGGAUCUUGGCGAUGAUGUCGUCCAGGAAGUCCUUAAAACUGGUACCGAUUUGCGCCAGUAUUCCAGACAAAUCGAGAAGGAACUCAAAGAGGUUGAAAACAAGUCGAUUCAAGACUAUAUCAAGGAGAGCGAGAAUAUAGCCAAUCUGCAUAAUCAAAUCACUGCUUGCGACAAUAUCUUGGAGAAAAUGGAAUCAAUGUUGAUGAAUUUCCAAUCAGUCCUAGGAAGUAUCAGCUCUGAAAUAGUUUACUUGCAACGCAAGUCUGUUGCUAUGAGCCAGCAGUUGUCUAAUAGACAAAUAAUACGGGGUCCGCUUAGUCAAUUCAUUGAGGAUAUGACGGUGUCUGAAGCCUUGAUUGCUGGUAUUAUGGAUUGUCCAGUGACAGAGAAGGAAUUUUUGAUUCAGCUGCAGAUUCUUAAUCAUAAAAUUAACUUUGUGAAGGAACAAAGUUUCAAGGAAGCAAAAUCUUGUUUAGAUGUGAAGGAUAUACUAGAGAAGUUGAAGGUGAAAGCAAUGGCAAAGAUUAGGACAUAUUUGCUAGAACAAAUUUAUAAGUUCAGGAAACCGAUGACAAAUUAUCAAGUUCCACAAAACAAUAUGCUGAAAUAUAAAUUCUUCUUUGAGUUUAUCUUGGCAAAUGAGAGAAAUGUGGCCGAGGAAAUCUGUGGAGAAUAUAUUGACACUAUGAGCAAGAUAUAUUAUUCUUAUUUCAAGUCUUAUUCAUCAAGGUUGAUGAAACUACAGUUUGAAGAGAAAGCAUCGAAGGAUGAUUUAAUGGGAGUUGAAGAUACAGCGGGCAAAGGUAUAUUUCACAAAACAACGUUAAAACACAAAGGCACUGUCUUUUCUAUAGAUACAAGAGGUCAAGUUUUGUCUUCCCAAUUGGAAGAACCCAUCCUUAUUCCACACACUGCCUCUAAAACACGAUACCAUUAUGAAGCUCUCUUCAGAAGUGAACAAUAUGCUAUAGCUGAUAAUGGCUGCAGAGAAUAUCUGUUUUUAAUUGAAUUUUUUAAAGUCCGUAAUGCACAGGCAUUAGAUAUUUUUAAUCAGGUUAUGGGAAAAACGUUAAAUUUCAUGAUAAAGAAUUUGCAAUCAUUUGUUGAGGAUUGUUAUGAUACAAUUGCUCUGUUUCUCUGCUUACAUUUAGUGAUGCGUUAUCAGUUAAUAUGUCACAAAAGAGCUGUACCAGCAUUGGAUAAAUACUGGGAGACUUUAACAGCCACAAUUUGGCCUAGAUUUGAACUGGUGUUUCAAUUAAACAUAAAUAGUGUAAAAGACUGUGAUCCAUCAAAGUUCAGCAAAGAGACUGGUCCGCAUUACAUUACCAGAAGAUAUGCGGAGUUUAGUGCAGCUAUUGUAAGUGUAGUCGAAGGAUUUCCCUGCGAGGGAACCACUCAGUUAUUAGCAGAACUGAGAGAAACUGUACAAUGCUUCUUGUUAAGAAUGGCAUCCAUCUUCCCGAAUCGUACGCAGCAAUUAGUAUUUCUUAUCAAUAAUUAUGAUCUGGUACUCAGGGUAUUAAUGGAAAGAACGCGAGAAACCUCGAAGGAAGCGGAGAGUUUUCGAGAGCUGUUAAACGCGCGUUCUUCCGAAUUUGUCGAGGAAGUCCUGAGUCCACAUUUUGGUAGUAUAAUUCAAUUGGUGAAAGAAUCGGAAGCUCUGAUCGAUAAGGGUCAAGCUGAUGACUUGAAACGACAAGAAGGUAAAGCGCUGGCAUUGGUGCAAUCUUUUACGAACAAUUGGAAACGUGCAUUAGAAGAAAUAAAUCGUGAAGUUUUGCAAUCGUUUCCCAGUCUAGUGCUCGGCAGCACGCUAGUGCAAGGCGCAAUGACGCAGUUAGUGCAAUAUUAUCAUCGCCUUCACAAGAUUCUGCCGCCGAACGCACGCACGCAACUCACAAACAUCCAUCACAUAAUGGUAGAAGUUAAAAAGUAUAAGACAAAUUAUUAGGCAAUUCUCUGACGAAAUUAGUGACUCAAAUUCAUUGGUUGUUUGUCACAAAAGAAUUAUUUCCAGUAUUGUAUAUAGAAUUCAACUAUUUUAGUGAUUACGAACUUUAGCAAUUAUGAUUAUUUAUUAAAUAAAUUUGUAAAUUUGGUUUUAUUAUAUUAAAUAUUCAGGAAAAUCGGGUUAGAUUCUUGUAAAUAUAAUCGCAACUUAUACAUUCUGUACAUUUAUUUAUAAAAAAAAUAUGAGCUAAGCAUGGUAUUGCGUUACCAUUCUAUACAAUAGCGAUUAAUAUUCUAUACUCCUGUGCGCAUAACGCGCGAGUACACGAUGUGUCUGAUGUUGCUUAUCUUAUAUAAAUUAAUAUGUAUACACAUGU